Contarinia nasturtii (swede midge) is the source of this 937-nucleotide messenger RNA. Its product is annotated as trypsin epsilon-like. Gene Ontology annotation, molecular function: serine-type endopeptidase activity. Bases 80 to 775 code for a protein of 231 amino acids. Gene Ontology annotation, biological process: proteolysis. Lineage: Eukaryota; Metazoa; Arthropoda; Insecta; Diptera; Cecidomyiidae. The record is from RefSeq and is a predicted model, not a curated record. The transcript is spliced from 7 exons.
ACUUAUUACAAACGUUAUCAAGCACAGUUAUUUCUGUUAUUGUAUCUGAGAAAGUGUUAGGUGAAAAAAAUUAACUAACAUGAAAUUACAUAUGAAAUUGUUGGUUUUCUUUUGUGUUCUGUAUUUGUUAUUUGUUAGUUGCUCGUGUGGAUCACGCAUAAACGAACCGUAUGAAUGUUCGGUACAGUAUAACAAGCAGCACAUAUGUAGUUGCGCAAUCAUCCGUGGAGAGUUUGUUCUAACGGCAGAUCAUUGUAUCAGAGAAGUUCGAGGAAGAUCAAUUAAAGAUUUCAAAAUAUUAUUAGUUGGUUCUGGAAUUUAUCACAACAUUGAGGACUAUAUACCGUAUUUAGAUAAUUUUUCGAAUCAUCAAUGUCACGAGGACAUUGGAUUAAUUAAAGUGCAAAACAGUUUGUAUACAGAAUCGUACAACAUCCUGGAUACUUAUAUACCCCCGCAUACACCACUUAACGCCUAUGGAUAUCAAGAGAAUUCUCAUCCUAUGAGAAAUGAUUUGAAAACUCACUGUUUAUUCACUCUUAGAAAUGAUGAUGAGGGAAAUUUGCAUUUGUGUACCUCAGAUUUUUAUGCCAAUGGAAUGUCUGGCGGUCCGAUUGUGGAUGGAAAUGGUCGAUUGGUUGGGAUAUUGAGGGGGUCAGGAACAGGAAUAAACAAUAAAAAGGUGAAAUUGUUUACUCGGAUUUCACAUAUUCAUUUUUGGUUAUAUUCAACGAUCAAUCAAUACCAGCGUCCAAGGGAAUGUACCGUUAUGUAGCAUAAGAAGAACGUUCUACUCCAAACAGUCGGAGAAUCAACAACAACUGGGUGAAAAAUCAAUAAGGUUAACUCAUUGUUAAUGUAUCAAAAAAUUAUAAAUUUUCAAAUGUGAAAUGUCAGUCGAAUUGAUUAGAAAUAAAUAAAAAUACAUUUCAGCGAA